AUGAGAGGAUACUUCACAUCUUCACUUUUCCUGCUUAUUGAUUUCGCCCCUUUUAUUCAGGGGCAAAAUGCUGAAGCAUGGGGAACGCUCAACGCCUCAAUUGGAGGACGUCUUUUCACAGACAAGCCCUUCGCGCUACCAUGCUACUCGCUAUACAACGGAAACACGGCCGAAACCAACGAAGCGGCUUGCUCUCUAAUUCUAGAUAACUACACAACCAAUGCAGUCCGCGCAGAUAUCCCCAGCGCGUAUCUAAAUCUCCAAGGCGAAAUCUGUCUUGGGGAUCCUUCGGACCAGUGCACUCUGGACAACACCGUGAUUCCAGCCCCACCACCGGCCCCAGGAGCGUCCUGCAACCAGGGGAGUGUCCCGGCAUAUUACAUCGAGGUCCGGGAUGUCUUGGACGUCAAUGCAGCGUUGGAUUUCACACGCAAAUACAAGGUGCCUCUCGCUAUCAAGAACAGCGGCCACGACUACAUGACUAGGAAUAGCCAGAAAGGAUCGCUUGCUCUAUGGGUGCACAAGCUGCAGCAACUCACUUACCACGCGGCCUUCGUGCCGGAAGGAUGCUCGGCUAACGCAAGCGUGGGCCGUGCUAUCACGGCGGGCACUGGCGCCAGGACAGGCGAAAUAUACGAGUUCGCUGCUGCCCACGACAGCACUUUUCUCGGCGGAUACUCGCACACGGUUGCGGCGUCGGGGGGCUGGGUGCAGGGCGGCGGGCACAGUGUCUUGUCGCCCGUAUACGGCCUCGGCGCCGACCGCGUGGCUGAAUUCAAGAUCGUGACGCCCGAUGGCGUCCUGCGCGUCGCCAACCAGUGCCAGCACCAGGACUUAUUCUGGGCUCUGCGCGGCGGGGGCGGGGGCACCUUCGGAGUCGUGCUCGAGGCCACGCAUCGCGUGGAGCCGUCAAUGCCUGUAGCGGUGGCCAGCAUCCGGUUGCCUGCUAAUGCCACAGCGAAUACAGCGAUGCGGUGGAUCGAGCUUAUGGCGCGGCAGUCUGUGGCCUGGGGUAAGCAGGGGUGGGGCGGCCACGCCGCGGGCCUGUAUCUGACGUACAUGAAUCCAGCGCCGGCGAUGGCAAACCUGUCAGACGGCGGCGUCACCGCGGAGACUUCCAUGCGCGCCGCCACGGACUUUGCACUUGCUGCUGGAGGUACGAGCGUGGUGGAGGUGCUGCCCAGUUACCUCGCGGUGUGGAAUAAGUACGUACUCCCAGGUGCGUUGACGUCAGCAGGAGUCAUCCGCGUGCUGUCAUCGAGGCUCCUACCACGGAGGCUGUUCGAAAGCGAAGCGGGCAUCGCCAAGGUCAUGGGCUUCCUGGCAGCUGCUGGGGAACUGGGGUUCGACCCGCGGGGCUUCUACUGUCCGGUGGGUACUCCUUUCGUCUAUGAGGGUGCGACGAAGCUGGAUGUGAGGAAUCGUACAAGGCCUGCGACGUCCGUACACCCGGCAUGGUAUGAUGCUCUCUGGGACGUUUCGACGUCCCUUACGGUGGCCUGGAACGCAUCGUACGCGGAGCGCCUGCAGAAUAUGACAGCUCUCACGAGAGCUACGAUCCUUGCUGAAGAGCUGACCGGCGAUGAUGGAGGCACGUACACAAACGAGGCAAACCCAUUCACGCCGAACUGGCGCAGGUCGUGGUGGGGCGAUAACUACGACGCCUUGCUUAAUGUCAAGAAGAAGUACGACCCGAACAGGCUCUUGAAUUGCUGGAAGUGUGUUGGGUUUGAGGAUGAAGACGUCUAUAGCGAUAGGUUUCGGUGCCAAGGGAAACUACAGCAAGAUGUUGACCGUAACUUCGCUAGGUAA
This is a messenger RNA of Hypoxylon fragiforme, 1812 nucleotides long. Its product is annotated as FAD-binding domain-containing protein. Bases 1 to 1812 code for a protein of 603 amino acids. The record is from RefSeq and is a predicted model, not a curated record. Gene Ontology annotation, molecular function: oxidoreductase activity; FAD binding. Lineage: Eukaryota; Fungi; Ascomycota; Sordariomycetes; Xylariales; Hypoxylaceae. The transcript has a single exon.